GCCUGUGGGGGGAUGUCUUGGGGACUGCCAGGCUGUCGUCGUGGAGACCAGAGGCCACAGGUGACCUCUGACCCGAGAAGUCGCGGAGCGUUGCAGAAGGAGUCCUUUGACUGCCGUGGUUAUGGGCGUAUGCUGACGCAAGAGCAAGCGCACAUCAGAGAGACAAGUGCAGGCUGUUGUUGGAGACUGCGCGCUAACCAUUCCUGUAAUUUAGGAUUGGAGGUGAUGGCGGGGUGAUGCUGCUGUCUCUGCUGCUGUGAGAUUGCGCUCGUCACUGCAUGGCAAUCACCCAGACAGCUUAAGUGCUGUUUAGGCUUCAAGUCGCCACAUAAAAACACAUUCCUCCAUGUGAUCACCCAGGAGAUAAAAUUCUGCAAUCAGAGCUUUAACAUCUGUGUCUGUGACACCAGAUUGCUUUCAUGUAGUUUGUUUUUUGUGUGUGUGCAGAAACUUGUUACGCCAAUCAGUAAAGAGAAGUAAUAAUUUGAUAACUAUUUGAAGAAUCUGCAGAGCAAAUAUAACGAUCUCUCUUUUGUGUCAGUGUAAAACUAAUACCUUGGCUGUCACACUGUAUAUUGAUUUAAGCUCAAAUAAUCCCAAAUGAUCAUGUCCUCUCGAUCUAUUAAAGAAAAAAAAGGCUGUGACACUAUUUAUAGGCACAUUGUACACUCUAGAAUAUUAAAUCUAAGCUCUAUUCGGGAGAUUGUUGGAUUUUUUUUUAGGGCUUUUUAUUUAUUUAUUUUGACACAGUCAGUCUUUGGUGCUCUUCUCUCAGCAGAAUCAGCCAAACAGCUGAUGAGAGCUCCUCGUUCAGCUGUUUGAGCUCUGGGGGACUGAUGCUCCCCCCCCGGUGAGUGUGCGUUUGUGAGUGUGCCUCUGUGUCUGUCUCCCUAAACCACAAGCAGCUGAUGAAACACAUAUUCUGCUGACUAUUUGGUGAGCGUAGUAAAGAUUAGAGGAUCCAGAUUGUGGUCCAUCAAUCAGACUGAUGUUUAGUGGGCUCUCCCAGCUCUGCACUCUCAUACUUUGCUUGUUUUAAUGCAGGCACCAAAGGUGCAACUGAAUGUCCUCCCCCCCAAAUGUGCUCCAUACGAUGCAAUAUGCUGUUUAUCUUGAUAUUAUUUUGUGGCACAAAAGUGCACAGAAAGCCAAUCAUGUGUACUACACUCAAGCAGAUGGUGGAAUGGGGAGAGCACAGCAGUAAUGGCACAGUCCUCCUCAUGUGAUAUUUCCCCUCAGGCUAGCCACCUAAUCAAACACUAAUCAGCUCUCCUUCCACUCACUGGUUUUGCUCUGCCUCAGCGUUCCACAGAUUUCCCCUUCCUCCAACCUCUGUUCUCACUUCUCCUGAUCCCGAGCUUAUCCUGUUUCGCUAUUCUCCUUGUGCGUUUUGUGUGCGGUCAUUCCCAAAACUCCAUGUCUGAUUGCUCUAAGGUGAAAGUGUCAUGUUCUUACACUCAACACUCCUCCCCUUCGCUCAUCCCUCUCCCCGUGGCUUGGCCUGAUCUGCACUCAAGGCCGUCUGUCGCUGCAAUUAAAGCCAGGCCAGGUUAAGAAAAUCACUGCAGGACCUGGCCAAGUGUGCAGGGCUGCCAGCCUUUAUUCUGCCACGGUUUGAUUUAAUGCUGUUUAGCUUUCGAACCCACCACAGUCAAGAGUAGUUUCUAUCAGGAACUGUGUAAGUAAUUGGCAGCAAGUUCUGUAUAAUUUCUAACCAGCGUGUUAACCAUGUGAACCACAAUGCUUGCUGCAUUAGCAUGCCCCCUGUUCUCACUCACAGGUUACAAGUGCCCAUACAGAGAACACACCCAAGUUAAUCAUUGGCCCCGAGUGGCAGGUGUUUCCUUAUAGCUGGAGAUUAAUCUUUGGGAGUAUUUUACCGUUCCUGCCACUUCCUCUUAACAGAUUUUGAAACUUAAAUGCAGCAAAGUCACAACUUCGCAAAUUAAACCUGCAGAGCAGUGGUUGUGUCAGUUGGCUAACACUGAUUCCGAUUGUUUAUCUAUGAGGUAACAUGGCUGCUAUGCAGGUUUAAUCCUAAAGUUGUCCAGCGCUAUCUGCCAGAGAUAUUCUGAAAGUCCCCAACUUUCACACUUUCACAUAAGUACUGCAAAGUACAGAACAUCACAGAUUCAUGAUGUAUAACAGUUUUAAGUGUAAGUGUGAGUGAGCAUGGGUGGAUUUGGCAUCAUCGGGAGUUGGCUUGGUGGCCCACACUCAUUUCUGUCAAUCAAAAUCAGUUUAACUGCCAGACUCACUUUUUGACAUUUAAUCCCUGCAAAAGUGUACUUUGCCCAUUAUUUGGUGGUAUAUAACUGACUGCGUGGUUAGCUGACCUCCCAACUGACUGCUUAACAAUUACCUCAUCCUCAUGAGACAGACCGAACCCUUUGACCUUCAGAGGGGAAAGGUCUGAGAGUGUAGGAGGCCGGACAGACCCUUUUGUCUUUAAAUGUCACCAACUCAGAAGGAUGACGUGAAUAGCUCCGCCGCUCACUCUGGCAUCGCCUCAUCCUGGGACUACACACUCAUUUAUGGAACGCAACAUUUUCCCAGCACCUUCUCUCCCCACUGUGACCUGUAAUCAAUGGCAACCUCGGUCCAGACUCUUCCUUUGACUCGUGGCCCCAGCAAAAACUUCCGCGACCCCUGCCCAGCCCCGCCCCUGUCCCCGCGUUGCGGCAUGGGAAGUGUAGGCAGUCUGGUGGAGAGGCCGGAUGUUUCUCCGACUAAAGGCAACCGAGCAGUGCCCCAGGUGAGACCGAAACACAGCAACGGGCUCUUGAAGAAAGGCUUCACCCAGAGAGAGCUGCUCAACUACCUCAACAUCAACAGAAAAGAGCCUAAAGCGAGCCCGAGCAACGACGGCAAGAAGGAUAUUAUCCCGGGCCUCAGCGCUGUCAGUGCACGGGAGGAGGAUAACGUUUAUGCUAAGGUUUACCAUAAGGAUGGCACUGAGGUAGAUCUUACAAAGAACUCACUGCCAAGCGCGGGCAAGUACGAAAAGGCACGUUUGAGGUCUUCGGCCUUUAAGCCUGUGACCCCCAAGAAUUUUAGCUCAAUGCAAAACCUCUACCCGUCUUCCAAAUCAGAGGACGUGGAUCAUGGCCUCUCUAACGGCUUGCACAGAGCGUACGCCCAUGUUCCCAAAGCCGUCUCCACCUCGUCUUCUUCUUCCUCACCGUCACGUCACGGAGGACCGACGUCAGCCGGCAACAAGGCGCUCUCCUCGGUGUGUGGGAUGGGCCAGGAAGAUGACAACCUGUCAGACUCGGGCCAUAACUCCAUGAGCAGCCUGCCGCCGUACCGACCUCCCUUCCGCCCACACCUGUCUCACAUCAGUGCAUCUAUGGGCCACAUCAAUACCAUCGGCUCCCUGGACCGCACCUCUCUGGGAAUGAAGGCUGUGGGCUCAGGGGGCGUGCCUAUUGGGGAGAUGGCAUGUCGAAGCAUGGCUACUCUGAGCCGUAUUGCUCCAUAUAGCGCGGAGGCUCCACCUCCUUAUGAAUGGACGCUCUCCCUGUCUGUGGAGGAGGUGGUGCGGGAUCUGGAGGAGCGCCUGGUGGAGAAAGAGCAUGAACUCAAGCAAAUGAAGAGAAACCUGGAUGAGAGCGAGGGCGCCAUCGCACAGGUGUUUGAAGGGAAGCAGCGUCUGUGGGAGAAGGAGGUGGAGGAGCUGAAGCGCCUGUAUGCUGUUAAGCUGCGUCAGGUUUCCCAGCAUGCCCAGCGUUCCCAGCGCAGCCUGCAGUUGCAGCUGUUUAAGGUCCAGCAGGAGAAGAACCGGCUGCAAGAAGAGCUCGACGGUAUGAGAAAGGAAAUGUGCCGGGAGGCUGGAGCAGUGCCCAGGCAAACCAGUCCGACUCUGGAGGAGACACAAUGGGAGGUUUGCCAGAAGUCGGGGGAGAUCUCCUUGUUGAAGCAGCAGCUGAGGGACUCCCAAGCAGAGGUAACUCAGAAGCUGAGUGAGAUCUUCCAGGUGAAGACAGAGCUCAGGGAGACGCGAACAGAGCUGCGCAACAGGGAACGCCAGAUAGAUGCUUUAAAGCUUGUCCUGCAGGGGACACAGCGUCACAGACGACCUUCUCAGGCCGCACACGAAGACGAAAAAGAAGCUGAAGAGAAUCCAUCUGCUCGGGCGAUAGGAGGGUGCGGGGGCCCCACAGAGGAGCGUCUGCGCGCAGAACUGCUGCUGGAGCGACGCCAGAGCGAGGCCCAGGCCAUGGCUUUCGAGGAAGAGAGGCACACGUGGCAGAUGGAAAAGGACAAGGUCAUCCGCUACCAGAAGGAGCUGCAGGCCAGCUACUUAGACAUGUACCACCGCAACGAAGCGCUCGAAAGGGAAGUGCAACAGCUGAGGGCAAGCAGAGAGCAACAAGGUGGAGGAGCAGGCGGAGGAAGCAGAGAUGGCACUUUGGAAAAAGAAGCGCCAGAGCUUAGGAAAGAGAGAGGAGGUGACAAACAAGAGGACACACCUUCCCCUGGUCUGCCGUGGAUAGAGCGGAUCGAAUCAUCGGAAAUUUGACUGUGACCUACUUGUUUGCAAUGCAAAGUGUGUCUAUGGAAGACCAUAUCUGCCAGGACAAGGGGAAAAAAAUCUAAUGAAUUGAUGUUGCUGUAAAGAAUUGUGAGAUAACAAGCAAAUAUUUAAUAAUAAUAAUGAUAAUGAUAAUAAUAAUAAAAACUAAAAGACUUGUGUCAAAAUAAAGGAUAAAUGAUUAAGAAUUUUGAUUUAACAAGUCAAAACUGUAAAAUUAUUAGUCAGAUUUUAUACUUUGUGUGUGUAAUCCAAUUCUUGACUUGAACCGUAAGUCCAAAAACAUGUGAUACCAAACAUUCAGUCCAAAAACAAGCAUCAUACGCUAUUCCAAGUGAUGACCAUAAAAAAGACAAAAAUAGGUCAAACUUUAAUGUGCUACAUUUUUUUAAUUAUCACAUCAAACUUUAUAUCUAUUAUCCCAAAUUAAGUAAGUGAACCUGGACUUACUGAAGAGUAUUUAUUUUUAGCAUAAUUAGCUUUUCUUUGAUUUUGUCUUCUUUUCAUGGUACAGAAGGACUUCCACAGACUGCUCACUCUUCUUCCAUCUCUUCCACUCCACCCUUGUUUAAUUAAAACCCUUUUCCUGCUAAAGUUGGACCCCCAACCUCACACAGAGCCAAGUGAUAUUGAGGUUCCUCUAUCCUUGUUGCAUUAACGCUGUAAAAAGAAAAAAUACAGCCAAGCACCUAAACGGUCCAACUUAAGACUUCUUUUUAUUGAUAAACCUGUAAAUGAGAAAAUUGACAUGAUGAUUGUGACUGCUUUGUGUUGAUUUGGGUUGAGCCUGACCGAUUAUACCAGGGGUCCCCAAUCCCAGUCCACGAGGGCCCUGCAGGUUUUAGAUGUGUCCGCGAUCCAUCACAGCUGAUUACAUGGAUAAAUUACCUCCUCAACAUGUACCGAAGUU
Messenger RNA from Haplochromis burtoni (Burton's mouthbrooder), 5444 nucleotides. RefSeq names its product NEDD4 binding protein 3 (gene n4bp3). The transcript is spliced from 10 exons. The record is from RefSeq and is a predicted model, not a curated record. NCBI's taxonomy places the organism in Eukaryota, Metazoa, Chordata, Actinopteri, Cichliformes, Cichlidae. Bases 2588 to 4522 code for a protein of 644 amino acids. Gene Ontology annotation, cellular component: cytoplasmic vesicle.